UGCACGUUUGCAGAAUUUUGGUGUUGAUACCUGGCAGAGAAUCGCUCGAUUAUUUACUGAUUCGAGAUGUUUCUUUACAUUUUAAGCUGGUUUUCUAUGAUCUUCCAUGUUCUCUUCUUGACUCUUGCAUUAGCUGCUGCCCUAUUUUACCUCGCCGAACUUGUGGAGGAAUACACUGUACUAACAGCGAAAGUGAUUAAGGGUAUGGUAGCGGUGACAACUCUGGUUUACAUAGGACUUCUUGUGCUAGAAAGCUUUCCUCUCUUGAUAAUAAUUGCAGGACUCUUUACCAAUGGGCUAUAUUUCCUGCUUCUUAAAGAUUUUCCAUUUAUUGAGCUGACAUCUCCAGUGUUUUUAGGGGGAGUUGCUAUGGUUUUUGUCAAUCACUACUUGGCAUUUGACCACUUUUCCUCCGUUUGGUAUCCAUUUUCUGAGAUCCUAGCUUACUUCACCAUCUGCUUAUGGAUUCUACCAUUUGCAUUCUUUGUUUCCUUAUCGGCAAGCGAAAAUGUAUUACCAACAGCAUCCACAGUUCCAGAGGAUACAACAGAACCAAGCUAUUCUUAUGCUGGCCAAAGAUCAAGUCGCAGACAUGGAAUCCUAGCAUUUUUCAAUUUUUUGUCAAAGAAAACAGAGGGUUAUCUUCCGACGAGGACAAAAUCAUAUUAAGAGCUGAGAGAAAAUUAUGGUAGACAUCUGUUAGAAAAAAUUGAUGUAUUAUUACAGCGUAUAUUAAGUCCUAGGUCCCUGCAAUUAAACUGUUUCUAUGGUACUUUUACAAA
Stylophora pistillata is the source of this 782-nucleotide messenger RNA. RefSeq names its product protein TEX261. Gene Ontology annotation, molecular function: COPII receptor activity. Gene Ontology annotation, biological process: endoplasmic reticulum to Golgi vesicle-mediated transport. NCBI's taxonomy places the organism in Eukaryota, Metazoa, Cnidaria, Anthozoa, Scleractinia, Pocilloporidae. Gene Ontology annotation, cellular component: COPII-coated ER to Golgi transport vesicle; endoplasmic reticulum membrane; Golgi membrane. The record is from RefSeq and is a predicted model, not a curated record.